This is a messenger RNA of Sphaerodactylus townsendi, 1123 nucleotides long. Its product is annotated as G-protein coupled receptor 35-like. Gene Ontology annotation, biological process: positive regulation of Rho protein signal transduction; phospholipase C-activating G protein-coupled receptor signaling pathway. Gene Ontology annotation, cellular component: membrane. The transcript has 2 exons. The record is from RefSeq and is a predicted model, not a curated record. Bases 70 to 1023 code for a protein of 317 amino acids. Lineage: Eukaryota; Metazoa; Chordata; Lepidosauria; Squamata; Sphaerodactylidae. Gene Ontology annotation, molecular function: G protein-coupled receptor activity.
UGCAAACUGAACUGAUACUGAGAACUGCAGUCAAGCAAGGCAGAAUUCUCUUCACAAUAAUAUACCAUCAUGGCGAACUGCAGUAACAAAACUGAGAUGGAUCAGAAUAUCAUCAUUUUUGAACUAAUUCUCUACAUCCCAUUAUUCUUUCUUGGAGUUGUUUUUAAUACAGUUGCAUUGUGGGUGUUCUACUUCAAACUGAGCAGAUGGACAGAGACCAGAUUUUACAUGAUCAGCUUAGCCAUGGCUGACUAUGCUACACUGUUCACUUUACCAUUUAUUAUGAUUUUUCACCAUCUGGAAUGGCGUGACGAUGCCUUUUGCAAAGUCAUAGAAACAAUCUAUUUAAUCAACAUGCCAAUAAGCAUCUAUACCAUCACCUUCAUAGCAGUAGACAGAUACAUUGCAAUCAAGCAUCCUCUGAAAGCCAAAGUUAUAAGGUCUCCACAGAAAGCAGCUAUCAGCUGUUUGUUUCUUUGGCUAUGUUGCUUGGCUUGGAUGAUCAUGUUAAACAUCUUGUUGCCGAGUAGUAAAGAAAGGUAUUGUUUUUAUCACUACCCUAAGGACAAUGUUCCUUUCCUUCUAAUUGUAACAGCUGUCUUUCUGAUCAUACCAGCAGUUAUCUUGACGUUUUGUUCUACACAAAUUAUCAAAUUCCUCAAGGAGAAACAGAAUGCUAGUUUACGAGAAGAAAAGUUAGCCCAGAGAGCAAUCUGCAUUGUUGCAGUGAACAUGGUCACAUUCAUAAUAUGCUUUGUGCCUUUCAAUAUCAGCGCACUAGUGGCAUUUGUAGUGGAUGUGGUGGGAGAUGAAUGCUGGCUGCAUCAAGCUUUGAGCAAAACCAUGCCUGUGACAAUGUGCUUACAAAACCUGAACUGCUGCUUGGAUGCCAUUUGCUAUUACUUCGUUGCCAAGGAAUUUCAGGAAGCUAUACUUUUUAAGUCAAUGCAGUCUAACUCCAACACAUCUCAAGAUUCACAACUGCCUACCAAAAACAGCAAGAUAAUUUCAGGAUGCAUGUAAUUUCAUCUUCGAAGGUCUGUGUCUGAUCAAAGCCAUCAGAAGCCUCCUCUUCAGAAUAUUGAAGAAUAAAGCUGAACUGAAUAAUCAGAUAUUGUAAAGA